Molecule: messenger RNA, 783 nt
Organism: Drosophila ficusphila
Lineage: Eukaryota; Metazoa; Arthropoda; Insecta; Diptera; Drosophilidae
Exons: 1
Coding region: 52-651 (199 amino acids)
Source: RefSeq, a predicted model, not a curated record
GUGUUUUGUAUUUUGUGGAACAAUUCGAGCUCAGUUUCAAAACUCUCUUCAAUGAUGGCUUUUCCUCAGCUUUGCUUAUCUUUACUCCUUAUGGGAUUAUUCUUUAAAAAUUCGCCUGCGGCAGAUGAAACCACCGAGACUGAGAUGACCUGGCCGGAUGAAGUCACAGAAGCCACCUUGGUUGCCGAGAUGACCUGGCCGAAUGAACGCUCAGAGAAAGGUGCUCAAACCCGACCUUUUUUCACAGCUCGCACCAUCGAUCCCCUGGAUGCUCUGAUAGACGAGGAAGAGUUCUUGGAUAAGUCCCGUAAAAAGGAGGAAUUCAAAGACAGCCUGGAGGCGGAACAUAAGAUUGUUUACCAGCCGGCUGAAAUAAAAGCCCGGAAGCGAAAGCCUCUUCCCGAGGAGAAGCUGAUCAAGCAGCCCUUCUACUUCGGCUGCUGUCACAACUCCACGAACGUGGGAUGUGCCGGUGUUUGUCCGGAGACCUGCGAGUACCGCUCCAAGUACUGCGUACCGCUCUGCGGACCGCCAUGUCGCUGCAAGCCGGGCUAUGUCUACAACAUUCCGCGCAUGGCCUGCACCCUGCGUACCGACUGCCCCAAGGGGAUUGUCCAGAGCAAGAACGGGGUCUACAGGGUGUUCCUCUGAGGCGGAUAAUGCAGUGAAUGUGAUUGGGUGAUUGGGUUAGUGUGAUGGAGGUGAUGGAGGGGUGGUGUGCUGUGGUGUCGUGCCAAUUUCGUUUGUUCUAAUAAACCAAGAAAGCCGAUGGAUGCAAGCUAA